Molecule: messenger RNA, 783 nt
Organism: Theobroma cacao (cacao)
Lineage: Eukaryota; Viridiplantae; Streptophyta; Magnoliopsida; Malvales; Malvaceae
Source: RefSeq, a predicted model, not a curated record
UACACCAUGCUUUGUUGUCUACUGAAUUCACUUCCAAAAACAAAUCCUGAGGCUAGUUCCAGCUUCUUGUGUUCCUUUUAGUUUUAUUGCUUCUCUUUAAUUGUAGUUAACUUUACGGUAUACUGUCAAGUGAGCCGAAAUUUAGAGUUUACUACUAAAGCCGUGUAUAGAGAUAUACAGUGAUGUUCACUAGGUGACAACUGACAAGUACUGAAAAAGCCUCAGGCAGCAAUUUGCUCCAUAUCUCCCCCAUCUUGAGCUUUAAAGGUUGAAGUAUUAAAUGGCCCCAAAGUUAAUCAUCUACAUAAGCUCCUUUGGCAAACAUCGAAUUUCCAAGCUCCAAAUUUUUCUUGCACUCGACAUGAAAAAAGCUUGCUUCUUGUCCAUGAAUCAAAGAACUCAAAGGACAAGAAUGUACCGUCUAGUGUUGAGAAAAAAAGUGAAGUUUGUAAAAGUUUCAGUGCAUAGAAAUCUUUGUACUCUGCGAAGGAUUGUUCCAGGUUGCGAGGAGGCUGAUUUAGAAACCAUGUUUCAGAGGUCUAUCGAGCAUAUUAUCAAAUUAAAGUCACUAGUUUAUGUUCUCAGAAGCCUUGCAAACUCCUAUGGUGUAUGACUGGAUUUAUUGCUGGAAUUAUCUACAAUUGCAUCAACUGUAAGUUUCAAUUUCUUGUAACACAGAAUUGGCCAAGCAGAAUAUAUUUCUGAAGCAUCCUAAGUGUAUUUUAGACAACAAAUGUCAAGGCAUAUUAUCAUUUAUCUUUCAGAAUCCAAAGAUUUUUUUUA